AUGAAUUCAUUCUCAAAUCUCGCGAAUCCCGAGAAUCCUUAUCAAACAACUCAUAUCCCUUGUGAUCCUUUUCAAAAUCUCCAACAACCCGUGUACUCCACAACGUUUCAUCAAGAAUUCCCUGCAAUAAAUUGUUCUGAAAAUUUUCUUUAUAGCCCUCAGAAAUUUUUUGCAAGUGCUGAUGCUGAAAAGAGGUAUCGAGAAAAGCGCUCACGCAACAAUCAGGCCGCUCAGAAAUCGCGAAAAGUGCGUAAAGAACGAGAAAAGCAAGCUGUCUAUCGUGUGACGAUUUUGGAACAAGAGAAUCAAUCUCUAAAGCUGCAAUUGGAUCAAGUUAAGCAGCAACUCCACUAUGCUACUCAACGUCUUAUCCAAAUCAAUGCACCAUUAAAUAAUUCUUUA
Messenger RNA from Mesorhabditis belari, 402 nucleotides. NCBI's taxonomy places the organism in Eukaryota, Metazoa, Nematoda, Chromadorea, Rhabditida, Rhabditidae. The record is from the annotation of a GenBank genome assembly.